This is a messenger RNA of Owenia fusiformis, 1757 nucleotides long. The record is from the annotation of a GenBank genome assembly. NCBI's taxonomy places the organism in Eukaryota, Metazoa, Annelida, Polychaeta, Sabellida, Oweniidae.
UAUAUAUAUCAUACAUUGGGUGAGGCGGCUCAUGAUAAAAAACUUGGAUAAACGAAGGCGGUCGAUAGUAGUAUAUUGAUAUUACAACGUUCGCGUCAAGUUCUGGAAACGUUUUGACGGAAUAUCACCUUGGAAGUUGUCAAGAGUUGGAAAAUGUCAGUGAAAGAAUGCGAAAUUAAAAAUUCCACCUUGGUAUUAUGUUACAACGGUGCAGAUUGCCCAGAACAGUCCAGUUCAGAUGUCACAUGCAAAUGCUGGCCUGGCUUUUCUGGAAAGGAAUGUGAAAUAGAUCUCAGGGCUCUAUGGGGAAUCACCAUAGCAACAGGUAUAUUGCUUGUGAUCCUCUCAAUACUCGUUGCUGUUUGGUUUGCCAUGCUGUGGAAGCGUGCCAAUGAAUUGAUGCCCUCUGAAUUGAUGCCCUCCAAGCUCUCCAAGAGACAACAACAACAGAGGUAUCCGUAUCCAUUACACGAUGAUGUAGGCCCGAGUAUGAUGCCAACGGGAAUGGUUCCAGGGAAUCAAUAUGCUACUUCAUUGCCUGGAAACUAUUCGAUGAACGAUUUAGGUGCGCCUCGAGAUCGAAGGGAGUAUGACACAAAUUGGGAAGCCGCAGGAGCCAAAGGAGGCCCCCGAUUCCAAUCAACCGAUCAACUUCUCAAUGAACUAAAGGAUCGUAUCCGGGCGUACGAAGAUACCUUUCAGACGCAUAACAAGGCUUUCUCAGUGGACGAUGAACGGCUUUAUUCUCGUAGGUAUCCCCCUGGUUUAGGAAAUCAAUGACCAUCAGGGGUACGAGUUUUGCCGUAUAUUGGCGAGGACAGCCGGUACGACCCCACACAAAGGGUCGCCAUUGAUAGACCCCAGCUCCAUCAAGGAAGAAUAAGAAAUAGUUUGAAUUGGUGAACCAUACUGCAGGAAAGUUACGAACAGAAAUAGCAGUCAGACAACAUAUGCAGUUUAACCCCACCUGAGACGCUUCCAUAUCGAUCUUUCGAAUUCCCACUGGAAAGUAACAAACGAAAGGCACGAUCCUAAUGUACACAAUGAUAUUCUAUAUAAUAUGGCGUAUUCGGCUAAACGGCAUUUUAACACUUGAUUGGACACCCUGUAUAUAAUAUAUCUUAAGAAUCGAAAGAAUUUAAAAACUAUAUGAACUAUUUGAUCAUUAAUUUAGUACUUUGGCUACCCUGUGCGUAGAGUCUAGUUAUAAACUACAAGUAAAGAUAAGUCGAACGAAUGCAAAGGGUGUGAUUUGGGACAUGUUUGACCAAAAAUUAAUAACAUUGUUUGAGUGUAGGGAUAUCGUCCCCAUUUUGGAAUUUUUAUACUGACGUUCAUAUAUUACUUGUAAAUUGCAGUCAUUUCUUAUGGCACAAAAAUAUAUCAUCGGAAUAUUUUUCAAUCAAAUCUGAUUAUAAUUAUGUACACGAUAGUACUCAUGAUUCAGAUCAACGUGAAGAAUAGUGACCUAUAAAUCCUAUUUAAUAAAAAUGAAAUUGAUAUUGCUCGUAUUUUUCGUUUUAAAAUUGACCCAUUGUCACACACUUUCUACGACGCAACGUGAAUUCAUAUUUCCAAAUAAUUCUGGUGACAUUUGCAUGUCAAUGCCUUGUUUUUAUAUGGUUGGAGUAGUUUGCCAAAACAAAUCGAUAUUGAAAUCUUGAAGCUCACUUCAACAUUUAUUGAAAGGUAUGUUAGUGUCUAGAUUUUUCUAUCGCCAAUUUAUUUGUAUACACAAUUCUCUUACUUUUAGUAAA